AUCUGCACGCCCCUUCCUCCGUUCCGGCUCUGGGAGUCGUUGCCGCUGGGGGUCCUGGGUCCUUACGCGGUGCAGCCGCUCCAGGCCCUGCUCGCCCGGCCCUACCGACACAGCCCCUCGGGCCCCCAUCCUCGUCUAACUGCCGGCAUCCCUGGCAGGACCCCCAACUCACCGGCUCCGCGCCGCACGCACUUCACUCACGCUUUCAGGGCUCCCGGAAGAGCUCAGGCCGGAAGUCUCAGGCACCGGGGGAGGCGGAGCCUGCGGGCCUGCGACCUCUGACCCGCGCGCACCUAGGACGCCUCCGGAAGUGGCGUCGAUUCCCGCCCCCGUGGGGAUCCCGCGGUUGUCUUGACGACAGCGGACGCCGUGGCUGCUCUCAAGUACCGGCUGCAGCCCUGGCGGAGAGGGACGCCGGAGCAGAGAGCAUGAGGCCCCUGUGUCUGUGUCAGAUUUGCACCUGCGGACGGCAUCGUUGUCCAUGUGGAAUCACAAGGGUUUAUGAACAUUCUGGCAUAUCUUGCCCCACGACAGAGUAUUUGGAAAAAUAUCCAAAAUAUGGUGAUGUUCUUCCACCUCAGAGUCUUAAACCAAAGCAAGAAUUUCAAGCUUACCGUGGUAGAAUGGAAGGAGUAACCACAUUUAAGUCAGAUUAUCGCCCUUAUGAAGUAGUCAAACCACCUCGCCACAUACCAGAAGAAUAUAAACCCAAACAGGGGGAUAUUGAUCUUGAUACUACCUACAAGCGAGAUUUUAAUCCUUACAAAGUACAGCCUGUGGUAAAAGUCCGGCCUGUGGAAAGACAACAAGUUAAAAGAGGAAAGUUGGAUACUGUCCCAACUUAUAAAGAUGCUUAUAGAGCUUGGGAUAUUCAGAAAUGCGAACUUUGUAAACCAGAGCAAGCUUACCACCCCCCAGAUGUGAAAUUCGGAAACUCAACUACAUUUCAAGAUGACUAUGUUCCCCGGGAGAUAAAGCCUAGGCAAAGCUUUAAGCCCUGCUCUGUGCUCAAGUGUUCUGCAGGCCCUUUUAAUGGUGAUACAAGCCAUCGUCGAGAUUAUGUACCUCAUCAGCUAGAAGUCAAGUUUGCAAGGCCAAAGGAAGUUUAUAAGCCAACUGACCAGCCUUUUGAGGAUCUCACCACUCACCGGAAUGACUUUCAGGGUCUUUCUGGUGAAACUGCAAAAAUCUGCAGACCUUCCUAUACUAGAGUGACCCAAAGCACUCAGUUUAAAGGAAGCACUGAAUUCCGUGACAGCUUCCAACCAUGGGAACUCCCACCUCCCCAAGUCAAGAAAGUAGCAGAGUAUGUGCCCCCUUCAGGAAGCAUGCAGUUAAACAGCACCAGCCACCUUGACUAUGUUCCCUAUCAGACGAGCCGAGUUGUUGCCAUUAGGCCAGUUUCUCACAGAAGGAAAAGCAGUUUUCCUUUCCAAGGAAAAAGCACCAUGAAGGAAGAUUUUCCAGCAUGGGAAAGUUGUCGUCAAGGUCCUAUUAAGCAGCAGCAACAGAUUCCCAACCCAUCUGGAAAAUUUGAUGGUUUGAGCAUUUUCAGAUCUCACUUUGUGCCACAUGAAUUGAUUCCAACAGAGAGCUGCAAACCUUCGAAUGCUGCUCCUAAGAGUUCCGUUCCACUUGAUGAUGUCACCAUGUACUCUAUACACUACACACCGAAGAACCAAGAGAUCUGCCCGGCUAGCUAUCCUUCCCCUCCAGGUUAUAUAUUUGAAAAUACAAAUUCCCAAGGACAUAAAUUCUUUCGCAAGAUUAGUCCUGCAGUGGAAGCCUUGUAGUAAUCAACUAAUGUUUAAAAGAAAGUUAAUGAAUGUUCAGUUUUUUUAAGAGAAACUUAAACUUUUUAUAAUGAAAAAUAUUAUGAGAGUUAUGCCAUAUCAUUUUUAGCUUUUAAAACAAGUUGGAACAUAUAGAUCAGAAUUCUUAAGUCCAUUUUAAACUAAUAGUUUAACCAAGAAUGCUCUUUGUCAUUUUGUUUAGCUUUUUGAACUAGGGCCUUCCUAUUUAGCACAGGCUAGCCUGGAACUUGCAGUCUAUUUGUGCCAGUCUUCUAAUCCAAGAUUGUUGUUUAACAGGCAUUUCUGAAAGCUAAAUGAUAUGCAUGCUCAUCUACACAUGCUGUCUCAUAGCUUGUCCUAGGUCUGUUAUCAUUUACAUCUCAUUUUAUAGUUUUGCAAUCAUACACUGUUCUCAUCGUCAAUUCUCAAAUACAUUGGGACUGUAUAGAACAAAACUGAAGAUGAGAUAUGGAUUAUUCUACCAAAAAAUAUCCAGGAUUUACUUAUUCAUUCAUUCAUUCAUUUUCAACGUAUCUACAGAGCAUGGAACAAGUCAAGUUUUUGUUGAGGAUCUCACCACUCACUGGAAUGACUUUCAGGGUCUUUCUGGUGAAACUGCAAAAAUCUGCAGACCUUCCUAUACUAGAGUGACCCAAAGCACUCAGUUUAAAGGAAGCACUGAAUUCCGUGACAGCUUCCAACCAUGGGAACUCCCACCUCCCCAAGUCAGAGACUACUACUCUGUUCCUUGCCCUGUUCAAGAUACCAAGAGGCACUGUGGCUUGAAAAGGAGAGGUCCUAUAGGUCCUAUAGGAAUCAGAGGACUGGAGUUCAAGUACUAAUAUCUUCAGUUUCUAUUUGGGUCACUAUAAGAAAUCUGCUCACAUACAUAGCUCUGUCAUCAUGUAUAAAAAACAUUCAUUCUGUGUACCUCACAAAAGUUUGUUGGUAUCAUCAAAUCAUAUAAUACAUUUGAAUACAUAAAAUAUAAACAUAAAGGGCUAUUAACAAACCCUCAGAUACUUUUUGUAGUUUUUUUUUCUUUCCAAAUAAGGACGUUAACAAACUUAACACUUAUUAUCUAGUCUCCAUAUAGCAAGGACUGUAAAAUAAUCUAACUUGCUUUUCAUUUGUGAGUAGCAUGUGUUUGAAAUAGGCAUCUGCCCACUAUAGCUUCAUAAGUACCCUACAAGUUAUGGCAGAGAAUAGAAAACUUAAAUACUUUGAUAUUAAUGGCUAUAUUUUCAAAAGAAGAAAAAAAUAUUUGCUGGAACAGUUUUAGGGAAGAUUUCCAGCUCUGACAAAAAUCUUCAGGAUAAAGCUAGGUGCAUACAGUGGCCAUAUCCAGAAUCAUUGUUCAUUAGUAAGGGCCAUAACUACCUUUUUCACGACUAAAAGUGUAAAGAUAAGUGCAACAAAAAAAAGGGGAAGAGAUGGCAGUAAGGGACAUGGAAAUAGUGUAACGCCAAAAGUUUUUAGUGAACUAAAAUCAACUGAGUGUUUUUGCUUUUUGAAACAGGGGCUCACUAUGUAGCCCUGGCUGGCCCAGAACUCAUUUUUUAGACCAGGCUGGGUUUGAACCCACUGAGAUCUGCCUGCCUCUGCUGCCCAAGUAUGGGUAUUAAAGGCCUGUGCCACCACAUCCAGCUGUAACUGAGUGUUUUAA
Molecule: messenger RNA, 3459 nt
Organism: Meriones unguiculatus (Mongolian gerbil)
Lineage: Eukaryota; Metazoa; Chordata; Mammalia; Rodentia; Muridae
Gene: Saxo2
Product: stabilizer of axonemal microtubules 2
Exons: 4
Coding region: 429-1793 (454 amino acids)
Biological process (GO): microtubule anchoring
Cellular component (GO): ciliary basal body; centriole; cytoskeleton
Molecular function (GO): microtubule binding
Source: RefSeq, a predicted model, not a curated record